Brachypodium distachyon (stiff brome) is the source of this 2677-nucleotide messenger RNA. Its product is annotated as DNA topoisomerase 6 subunit B. NCBI's taxonomy places the organism in Eukaryota, Viridiplantae, Streptophyta, Magnoliopsida, Poales, Poaceae. Gene Ontology annotation, biological process: DNA topological change. Gene Ontology annotation, cellular component: small ribosomal subunit; cytosol. The record is from RefSeq and is a predicted model, not a curated record. The transcript has 19 exons. Gene Ontology annotation, molecular function: ATP binding; DNA binding; DNA topoisomerase type II (double strand cut, ATP-hydrolyzing) activity. Bases 94 to 2160 code for a protein of 688 amino acids.
CGUUCCCCAAUUCAGCCCGCCUCUCAAACCCAAAAGAGUCCCAAAACCCUAGGACCAUCCCGAUCCCCACACGAGUACACGACCCCCCUAGCCAUGGACGACGCCGGCGACGGCGGAGCCACGGCCGUCGGCGCCAAGAAGAAGCCUGCUACGGAGGCCGCCAAGGGGAAGGUGACGGGAAAGGGGAAGGCCAGUUCCAAGGCGUCGCCCGAGGCAGAGAGCAGCCUCAAGCAGAAGUCGCCUGCCGAGUUCUUCGCGGAAAACAAGAACAUCGCUGGCUUUGACAAUCCUGGAAAAUCUUUGUACACUACGUUGCGAGAGCUAGUUGAGAACGCACUUGAUUCAGCCGAGUCAAUCUCUGAGCUCCCUGAUAUAGAGAUUACGAUAGAAGAGAUCACUAAGAGCAAAUUCAACACAAUGAUAGGACUAGUUGACCAAGAGCGUGUUGAUGAAGCGCUCUAUGAUGAUUUUGAAUCUGCUAAGGCUCGUGAGAAACGCCUAGCCAAAGAAGCACGUUUCCGAGAAACGCAAGCUAAGAAUGCUGCUCUGGGGAAGAAAGUUAAGGACGCUCCAGCUGCUCGAGGAAAAGGUCGGGGCGAGGCUUCAUUUUUCAGAGUGACUUGCAAGGAUAAUGGUCGAGGUAUGCCGCAUGAAGAUAUCCCAAAUAUGCUUGGUAGAGUACUAUCGGGCACAAAGUACGGUUUGAGGCAAACACGUGGAAAAUUUGGACUCGGUGCUAAAAUGGCACUUAUAUGGUCAAAGAUGAGUACGGGUCUUCCUAUUGAGAUCAAAUCAUCGAUGAAAGAACAAAAUUAUAUUUCGUUCUGUCGACUUGACAUAGAUAUUCAUAAAAAUGCCCCUCAUGUUCAUGUACAUGAGAAACGGGAGAACAAAGAUCACUGGCAUGGGGCAGAGAUUCAAGUUAUUAUUGAGGGAAAUUGGACAACUCAUCGUUCAAGGAUACUACAUUAUAUGCGACAGAUGGCAGUCAUCACACCAUACGCUCAAUUCCUAUUUAGAUUCCUCUCAGAUGCACCAGAGAAAAAUUUGAUGAUAAAAUUUACACGAAGAACAGAUGUCAUGCCUCCUGUUCCACUUCUAACGAAACAUCAUCCUUCCGCUGUCGACUUACUGCUACUAAAGCGGUUAAUUGCAGACACUACCAAGCAAAACCUGUUGCAGUUCCUGCAACAUGAAUUUGUGAAUAUAAGAAAAGCGCAUGCUGACCGUUUAAUUGGGGAGAUGGGGUCUGGUUUUAGUGCAGAAACAACAGUCAAGAGCCUGACAUCACAACAAUUAGUUAGAAUACAGCAGUUAUUUCGGGAGGUUAAAUUUGAUGAUCCCAGUGGCAAUUGUCUUAGUCCUGCAGGUGAAUACAAUUUACGUCUAGGUAUCAUAAAAGAGCUUCACCCUGAUCUUGUGGCAACACAUGCAAGCAGCCCUCAGGUUUUUGAAGGGCAUCCAUUCAUUGUUGAAGCUGGAGUAAGCAUUGGUGGAAAAGACGUCAAACAAGGUCUAAAUAUUUUUAGGUUUGCAAACCGCAUACCACUUCUUUUUGAACAAGGUGCUGAUGUCAUCACAAGAACUGCUCUAAAAAGGAUCAAUUGGAGCAGCUACAAAAUUAAUCAGCAGCAGGACAAGAUCGGCGUCUUUGUGAGCAUUGUCAGUACAAAGAUACCUUUUAAAGGAACGGGUAAAGAAUAUAUUGGAGAUGAUAUAACCGAGAUAGCAUCUGCUGUUAAGUCAGCCCUUAAGCAGUGCUGUCUCCAACUGAAGUCAAAGAUAGUGAAGAGGCUUCAAGCUCGUGAAAGGCAAGACAGGAAAAGGAACUUGAACAAAUACAUUCCUGAUGUUGCAAGGGCAAUUAUGGAGACUCUGGGAGAGAUUGCAGAUGAGUCUCCCCCCAAGAGGCCCCGGUAUGACAAGGAAGAUGAGGAACUUCUUGAGAAAGUAAAUUCGGAGGAGGUGACAGAAAUGACUUUUAGAGACUGCUUAACUCAGCAUGUUGAACAGGUUGACUAUGAAAUGGCACUGGAGUAUGCCAUGCAAAGUGGUGUAAGCGAAGGGCCUCGAGAAGCAAUCUACCUUAACUCUCUUGAAGGAUCUUACAAAUCCGUUGAUUUCCAGAGCCCCACUUUUGUGUUUAGGUUCAUCCCAUGAGAAGGGACACCAAUCCACACUUCGGUCUGUUCACAAGCUGAUUGACAGUGUUGCAUUUGCCGAUGAGCAAUGUGUAAAACCCACCUUAGAAGCUGCGUUGUUGUGACUUUAUGAUGUUAUAGAAACUGCUGAAUUGUUUCUUGUCCUGGUCGCAAUGCCUCUGCUAUCUACACCCCAUUGUACCUGAGGUGUCAUCGACUGCUAGUCGUGCUGAUCAUGUGUCAAGUUGCUACGCAAAUGGAGACCAUGGCACUCAUUCAGGCUAUCUAUCUAGCACAGCAGCAGAGUGUUGUCCGUAUUAUCUUUGCUACCGACUACAGCAAGCUGAAACGGGCAAUGUAAUCUCCUAACUACGAUCAGGCGGAUUUAACCAUUUAGGUAUCCUGUCUUGUCAUGAGAAUUUUUUCUCGUUGACAACUUCUAUCGAGUCUCAUGUAUUAUCAAGGACGUACUCCCUCCGAUCAAUAAAUGUCCAUAACAUAUCUGAUCAUGUUUUAGCAUCAUUGGAUGCUGGAAA